This is a messenger RNA of Dovyalis caffra, 594 nucleotides long. Lineage: Eukaryota; Viridiplantae; Streptophyta; Magnoliopsida; Malpighiales; Salicaceae. The record is from the annotation of a GenBank genome assembly.
AUGGACUCAUCGAUGGUCCUAUCUUCUUACUCUUCUUCACGCUUAAAAUGCUCCCUCCCUAAUAAUACUCCGUCUAUGAUGAUCAUGUCAUCACCUCAGCCUGCGGCGGCGCUUCCUUUCCCAGGCCGCCUUGGUGGGGCAGCUUCCUUUGCGGAGUUCAGAGGAUUGAGGAUCCAAAUGGGUUCAAAGUUGUCAAGUUCCUUGGUCUCGAUUUGUACGAGGAGGAACCCUAAAGUUUUCUCUAGUAUUGUGUCUCAAGAUCAGGAGAUUGAUUUUGAUAUUCCAACAGUGACUGAUGAAACAUGGCAGACGCUUGUCAUUGAGGCUGAUGGGCCUGUGCUGGUCGAGUUUUGGGCUCCAUGGUGUGGACCCUGCCGAGUAAUCCAUCCAGUAAUAGUUGAACUAACAUCGGAAUAUGGUGGAAAGCUGAAGUGCUUCAAAUUGAAUACUGAUGAAAGUCCUUCUACCACAACCAAGUAUGGAAUUCGAAGCAUUCCAACACUCAUGAUCUUCAAAAAUGGGGAGAAGAAAGAUGCAAUUAUUGGUGCCGUGCCCAAAACCACACUAAUUUCCAGUAUUCAGAAAUUCUUAUAG